GGGGAGUUCCGGGGACAAGUGGACGCUGUGCUUCUGGUAUCCUUAGCUUGCAGAGUUGAGGGCUGUAGCUCCGCGCGGAAGUUGCUACCUUGCUGCAGGGAUCAUGGUGUUCUACUUCACCAGCAGCAGCGUUAAUUCAUCUGCUUACACUGUUUACAUGGGAAAGGAUAAAUAUGAAAAUGAAGAUCUAAUAAAGUAUGGCUGGCCUGAAGAUAUUUGGUUUCAUGUGGACAAACUCUCUUCGGCUCAUGUAUACCUUCGAUUACAUAAGGGGGAGAAGAUAGAAGACAUUCCAAAGGAAGUGUUGAUGGACUGUGCACAUCUUGUGAAGGCCAAUAGCAUUCAAGGCUGCAAGAUGAACAACGUCAAUGUGGUAUAUACACCGUGGUCUAACUUGAAGAAAACAGCUGACAUGGAUGUGGGACAGAUAGGCUUCCACAGGCAAAAGGAUGUUAAAAUUGUGACAGUGGAGAAGAAAGUGAAUGAGAUACUGAAUCGAUUAGAAAAGACCAAAAUGGAGCGGUUCCCAGACCUAGCAGCAGAGAAAGAAUGCAGAGACCGUGAAGAGAGGAAUGAAAAAAAAGCCCAAAUUCAGGAAAUGAAAAAGAGAGAAAAAGAAGAAAUGAAGAAGAAGAGGGAAAUGGAUGAACUUAGAAGCUAUUCAUCAUUAAUGAAAGUUGAGAAUAUGUCUUCAAAUCAGGACGGCAAUGAUUCAGAUGAAUUCAUGUGAAUGGAGAAAAGGACCUUUUAAAGAUGCAAAUUUAGGGACAGCUACAGACAUUUUGAUUUCAGUUAUGUUUUGAAUUACAAAAACAACCAACCACAAUUCUACCUUCAUUCUACACAAAUAUUAAUUUUGGAGAUUUUUUUUUGAAGUCCCCUUUGUUGCUGACAGAAAAUGUUCAUAUAUAUAUAUUUAAUAUAGAUGGACUUGAAGACAGCAUAUAACUUUAGGAAAGUGAAAAUAUUUUUGCCAGAACAUCUCUUGGUACCUCAUAAAAGCUGGCUGCCUUCGUUCUUCAGAUAGUCUUUAGAAAGAACCAACUCUGAAAAGUAUUUCUGUUACUGUGGUCUUUCCCUGAAAACAGAUGUCUUGAAAAGCUUUUCAUAUUCUUAAAAUAUCUUCUCCCAUGUUUAUAAGAAUGUGUUGGUGGGCAGUAUAGGUGAAUGCCACCCCCAUACACACCUGAUUUCCUGAUUAGAAAAAAGAAGCACAUGAUUUUGAAGAUAGUAGUGGUAUUUUCAGAAGAUUGCUGGCUUCAAAAUUCAUGUACCAUUGUGUUGUCUUCGUCUAUUAUGAUCCUCAGGCUUUUGACUUGUUCUAGUUUCUACAUCCUUGCUUUCUCUGAGUGAGGGCCUCCAUCUUAGUUCCAUCGUAUUUAAAGAAAUUACCUAUGUUAAUCAAGGUUGGGCCUUGUGGGAGCUUUUUCUUGAGCCCCUAGUAACCCAGGCCACAUAUAUUACAACUUCCAGGCUCUGGAGUCAUUUCUCAGCCCUGAGGCAGGGAAAUAGGAGAGAGGAUGCUCUGUGAAUCCUUUUGGAAAUGUAGGUUACUGAUUUUUGUCUUGGGAUACACCAUGAAGCAAAAGUCCACAUUAUAAUUACAAUUUUUAAGAAGAAUUAAGCCUUUUGCUAGCUAGCCAAAUUUGUUUACUUAUUUUGACAUAAGAUUUAUUUUGAGUUGAAACCUGAGGGUUCAGAUUUCUCAAUUGUAGUCUCAGUGAUUUAAGAUGUAACAUUAUUACUGAUUUGAAUGACCAGCUAUCCAGUGUGAUUCUGAAUAGAAGAUACGGUUUUUCUUGCAGAGUGUAGGCAAACUGUACAAACAGACAAAACAAAACAAUGAAGGGGGUAGAGAACAAAACUUGCAGGACAGGACGGACACAAAUUCACGUCUGACCACACUGAGAGCCUUCUUAUUCUUAACUGUAUUCUAAUCCAGCAAAACUCUCCUACAAGAAAUAUUCUACCUGCAAUAGCACUUUGAUACUGUGGAUAAAACCAAAGGACUUUAGUGUUUCAGUAUAUCCUAAGUUGGUCUGUGGGUUGAACUGGAAAAUUCCCUUAAGGGGUUUUGAAGGGAUUAUUUAAGAAGACUCCAGAGAUUAGUGAUGGUGUGUUUGAGUGUGUGUGUGUGUGUGUGUGUGUGUGUGUGUGUGUGUGUGUGUGUAAUGAUAUUCUGCCUGGUAUUCUGAAAUUUUAAAAAAUUAUAAUAAAAUAUCAAUUUUUAUUUUGAAGAACAUUGAUGUAUGAAUUUUUAGAAUUUGCUUUUUAUGAAAAGGGAAGCCCCCUUUUUGAGGGUGAUCUGGCAGUAAACUCAUUUAUUAUAGGGGGGUUCUGAAUGGUUAUCGUCUUCCUUCCUCACUGACAAAUGUUUUUCUUUCCCAGAUUCCCGCUGAGUCAGAUAUACACGUGAGUUAGUGUAAAUAAAUAGUUGUGCCUUUUCAAUCCCAAGGCCCUCCUGCUGGUUAAUGUAAACACUUCUUUAAUUUGCUGCUGUAAGCAGCUAAAAUGAGGUAAAGCCUCUAGCCUACUAAUAGCUUACACCUACUUCUGAGGACACUUCUGUAUCCUACGUUAUAACACAUAUAGAUAGAGCUGUUGAAGAAUACAUCCAUUUUUAGUGGACUGUUAGAGAAUCCUGGGGUCCAUAUUUAAACAUUCUGUAAUUUUCAGCUCACACUGGUUUAAAAUGUUAAAGUCUCGACUCUCCUAGCUUAGUUCCUGGUUCUGUUCUCUAAACUUUUUAGGUGUUCUGUGCUAGCUAUGUUUUCCCCUUGGUCCCUGGGAAAAUAAGGACCUUUUCUUUUGAAGGCAUAGGUUUAGUCCUGACAAGUCAAAACUAUUGUCACUGAAGUCAUUGUGGUUCUAUUGGCAUGUUUCUUGAAUUUUCUAUAAGAAAAUUCCAAAUUGUUGAUAUUUUUAUGUGUUGUGACCUUAAUCAAAUUGGAAUAUCCUUUUUUUUUUCUUUGAAUUGAUUUCUCUAUGUGGAUCUGAGUCACCUUUCCAACUCUGUUUCUAGUCUAUAGGAUCUGCGUGCAGGUGAGGUUUUCUGGUUCACAUUGCCAAAUUUACUUCACUAAUCUACUCUAUUAUAUUCCUUAUAGCUUUAGAAUUCACAUUUCUUAUCCACCUUGAUGGUUUAGGGUCACGGUCUUUGGGCAAAGAUUUGUCACAGAGUUUCCAAAACUUUUCCAUCAUCCCAAACAGAAACUCGGUACCAAUUAAGCAUUAACUCCGUAUUCCCUACCCCUACCUUACCCUCGGGUAAUCUAUA
Messenger RNA from Choloepus didactylus (southern two-toed sloth), 3277 nucleotides. It is a transcript of the gene CCDC25, whose product is annotated as coiled-coil domain containing 25. The coding region runs from base 104 to 730 and encodes 208 amino acids. Lineage: Eukaryota; Metazoa; Chordata; Mammalia; Pilosa; Megalonychidae. The transcript has 9 exons. The record is from RefSeq and is a predicted model, not a curated record.